This is a messenger RNA of Penaeus vannamei (Pacific white shrimp), 766 nucleotides long. RefSeq lists its product as uncharacterized. Lineage: Eukaryota; Metazoa; Arthropoda; Malacostraca; Decapoda; Penaeidae. The record is from RefSeq and is a predicted model, not a curated record.
UAGUAUCCCGUUGUCCAUGAAAAGUGUGGCGGAGAUGCGGGCGCUGUUGGUGGGAGUGCUGUUCGUGGGCGUGGUGGCUGGCCUGCCGCCCGCGACCAUCCCAUACGAGACGUGCGACCAGACCUUGACUCCGAGUGAGUGCCAGCUGCGGAGGGCGGAGUGCGGAGUGAUCAACAGCAUUAUGCAGCCAGCUGGAGGCCCGAUCGUCUCCGUGGUCCGUUGCUCGCAGGUGGUUGGUGUGCCAAUCAACCCAGCUGUCUUUUCGACCCUAGGUACGUCCUUCCUGGCCGGGGUUCCUCCCAGCCUGCCCGACUACCUCCAGGCGGACCCGACGUCCCUCGCCGCCCUCAGGUUCUGCGUCCUCAACUCGACUGGCCUCCUUCAGUCUGACGGGAAAAUUGACCGGCCGCAGCUCCUUGCCAAGCUCGACGCCCAGCUGUAUUACGUGCCAACUGUGGCGGCGGCUGUCAAGGAGGCUGUCAAGGCUUGUCCAGAACCUCAGGUGUUCAAGGUGCAGCCCUUCGUCGCCUGCCUCCGGAGCGCCUGCCUGACCGCCCCCGUGCCCUUGCCCCUCAGCGCCGACGAGGUCAACCCCCCCGCGCUGGAUCUGACCCUCGCCAGCCUGCCCACGUCCAUGCCCCUCCCCGGCUACUGGGCCUUCUAGAACAUUCCGGAAGGGCGGGGGAGAUGAGAACUGUUCUUCAACGUCUAAAGGGUUUUGUUCUGGAACAUUCGAGAACAAUGGAGGAGAAAAUAAGGGCUGUCA